UGAAAGGGAUAACGCAGAGGAUGCCGCACACACACACACAGCCGUAGACACGUGUGCCCGCGUGUGUAGAGGUGUGUGUGGUAUCGAGGUGUGUGUGUAUAUAAAAUGAGAGGCGAUGCAGGGCAGCGCAGACAGGGCGCGGAUUAAGCAUCGACCAGCACCGGGUGUCUGAUUGACACGAGGAGAGACGUGAGACGUGGAGAUACAGACACGCAUCUCUGAAGAACGGGCGGCCGACAUGCCUUGGUGACGCCUCCCAGGGGGUGGCGAUGCUCUUCACCGAUGGACGCGAACGCUGACAACGUAACGGCCCCGAGUGCCGUUGCGCCGACCGUGCCCAACGGCUACGCGCUGCUGCUCGUGCUGCUCUCCGUGUUCGUGGGGGGUGGCCUCGUCAUUGUCUCCAGCCUCUUCAUCAUCUGCCGCCAAUGUUGCCGGGGCGGCCGCCGCUACACCAGGGCCGACGAUGAUGCUGAGAAAACCACGACGACGUAUGUGGACGAGACGCAGCACCCACGCGAGAUCGCGAUCAAGAUAACCGGCGUGGACGAUGACGACGACGACGGCGACGACGUGGAGGGGGGCCGGUGUGGCGAGGGGGGCGGCUCCGCAUGGAGCGGGGGGGCCGACCCAGAGGCGGAGCGCUUCCUGUCGUCGGGCGCCCCCACGCGUCGCGUCUCCUUCAACGAGGCGGCGCUCUUCGACAGCGACAAGAAGGCGCAGGAGAAAGGCCGACGGUUCACGCUGACCGAGGGCGACUUCCACCACCUGAAGAAUGCGCGCCUCACGCCGUUCGUGCGGCCGCCCUCCAUGAAGAUAGUCACCAUUCCCGAGUGGGACGGCGCCACCGACCCCGCGCUGCCGGGGCCCUCGGCCGCCGUGCCGCUCACACCGCGGCCGUCCCAGCGUGACCUCAACCUCCCCCUCCUGCAGCCCUCGCCAUUGCCGUUCCGCGGGGCCGAGUUCUACCUGCCUGGUGACGCCACCACCACCACCACCACGAGCCAGGGCGGCGGUGUCGGCGGCUGUGCUCACACCGGGGCGGCCGCUGCCGUAGCGCCCCCCCACCACGAUGCGCUGCACGCCUCCCCGCUGAGCGCGGACGAGACGGCGGACGCCGAGCAGAGUGCGGAGAGCAAGUGCGGCAGCUUGGUGCACCACUUUCUGGCGCGGCUGCGGCGCCACGCCAGCGUGGAGGCCGGCAGCCCCCGCUUCAACAUCCGCAAGUGGCGCCUGGACAAGAGCCGGCGCGCCUCGAGCCUCGACACGCGCGGCUCCCCGCGGCGGCGGCAGUUCCAGCGGCAGCGCGCGGCGAGCGAGAGCACGGAGCGCUCGGCGCACGACCCGCACCACACCGACAUCAUCCACUACAUCGCGCACGCCGAGCGCCUCGCCUUCCUGCAGCCGCCGGCGCCGCAGGCCGAGGCGGCCGGCGGCACCGGCAGCAGCACCGGCGACGGCACCGGAGGGGUGGCCGAUGACAAAUUUGCGACCGUGGCCACCGCGGCCGAGAACGCGGUGACGAUCGUCGCCGUCGUGGCCGCCGCCUCCCCCUCCUCCUCCUCACCGGGGCCUCCCCACCCAGCUCCGGAGGCGGCGUCCGAGUGUGAGCGCGCGAGCAGAUCAGAUGGUGACGUGGGGGCCGCGGGCUCCGACGCGACGUCCGCGCCGCGCGACCUCUGGAGCCUGCGCGCGUCCUUCGAGCUCUACGCCUCGUCAGAGCGCAGCAGCAGCAACGACCGCGACUCAGUGCGCAGCGACGGCGAGAGCGUGGGCUCGGCCGGCGCGCCCGGCGCCGGCCAUCUCUCCCAGGACUUCUCCCAGGACGAGGGCCCCGGCUGCCCCGCGAGCGCCGCCGGCAACGGCAAGAAGGAGCCGCGGCAGGAGAGCACCGAGUCGGAGCGCAGCUGUGGCACGGACGGCGAAGCCGGCGCCAGGAAGCUGCUGCAGAUGGACAGCGGCUACGCCUCCAUCGAGGCGCCGCUGCGCUGCCUCCACGAGGAGAAUGGGCGCAAGCAGCAGCAGCGCACCGCCUCGGAACGCCGCUGGCAUUUCAGCUCGGGCCGCACUGACACGGUGUUCGAGAGCCUGGACGCGGAAGAGCCGGAGGCCGGGGCGGCGGCGGCGGCGGCGGCGGCGGCGGCGGUGGGGGGAGGAGGAGGAGGGGGAGACGCUGGCGUUGCGAGCCGCCCCCUGGAGCGAGCGGCACAGGCGGCGGGCGGCCCGCGUGGCUUUCUGCGGCGCCGCGAUUACAGCAUCGACGAGCGCUCGGACGCGCUCUUCCGUGAGUUCCUGCGCCACGACCCGCAGUACGACGAGGCUCCCUUUGGCAAGGCCAAGCACCGCUCGCGUGCGCACCUGCGCAAGCAGUGGCAGCGUUCCAAGCAGUACAGCGACCCCGGCGUGCGGCACGGCAUGAACUUCUCGGCGAGCUUCGAGCGGCACCGCGCGCCGCUGCGGCGCGGCAACAGCGUCAACUACCCGUCGGACGGCCGCUACUACGCCACGCUGCCGCGCAUCGUCAGCGCCGGCGACGAGGAGGCCACCGACGCCGUGGCCGCCGCGGCUGCCGCGGCCGCUGCGGUUUCGGCGGCCGUCGAAGCAGCGAAGCGCUCCUCGCCCGUAGAGGAGCCCGACCGGGGGUGCGCUGCCCGCGACCGUUGCGACACCGGGGAGCCCGCUGACACGGAGCCGGGCGACGUGAGCGCGGGAGACUGCGGGAGCCCUCCCCCCGGUGGCGACGGCGGCGGCGACGGCGGCGGCGGCGACGGCGGCGGCGGCGACGGCAAGGAUGGCGUGGGCCACGGCUACGGGCCGCAGAUGAUAUCGGUGUACGGUGUCGGGGGAGACAAAGCGGCGCCUCUGCUUGAGGAGCGGCUCUACCUGGCGCUGAGACAGUCCAAGGAGAGCCUGGUGCAGGCCAUCACAGCCACGGAUGCCCCCCCCGAUCACAGUCCCGUGUGACCUGCCCCCUUUUCUCCACCGCCCCGCACCCCCCACCCGCCCGCUGGACAGAACGAUGGGUGCAUUCUAUUUGAUUAUGAUCAUCAUUAUAAUAAUAAUUAUAUGUACACGCUCGAUAACUGAAGUGAUUGCCGGUCUGCUUUGCUGGCUGCGCGCCCUCUGACCGGGGGCCAGAUUCACGCCGUCCGGCUUGAGCCGUCGCACAGCGGCGGAGGAGACGUCAUCGCGGUUCCCACCGGCGUCGAGCCAGCGGGGCCCUGGGGCAGGUGCACGAAUCCCGGGGUGCCCCGCGCGUCACCGUUUGGUUCUCCGUUCACGGCUCAACGUUUUUCGUAACAUUUGAGUUGGUUUGCAUCUUAAUUACAUAUGCCAUUGAUUUGUAAUGAAUUUUGUUUAUAUUUUUGAAAUUUUAAUUUAUUUUAGCUAUUUAUUGAAAGAGUUGUGCCAAUAAAAGAAUAGCAGGUUAAUAUUCUAAAGCAUUUUGUUUUACUGUGGAGCGCAUAAAUGUUCCUGUACUUCCAGAGAAGGCCCAGCAAGGGAUGGGACUGGGCAGAUCACAAAGCUCGAUACGAUGCCGAAACAAGCUCCAAAAAUAUUUUCAGGCGAUGCGGCGUCUCGUUUACAAAUUCACGAGUUGCCCAUCUUAACUUACAUUCCGUUUCACUUUCUUUCCCGAACGUGCCAAAUUUUACACAUAAAACGUGGUCACUAAUCUGAUCCGCCUACAAAUGUGCAUUUUAAUUGCCACUAAGUCUAAUCUUACACAGAAGCUGUUUUACUUUUUCCCCCAUUUUUUUUCCACCAAUCACUACUCAAAGUUCACCGUUCGAAUACCUCCGCACCUCUGGGACCACUAACAGAAGGGGGGGGGGGGGGGGGAGACAAACGUCGCGGGACCCGGCUACGAUUUUGCAUUUGUCUCGUUUUCCGUCGUUUGUGUAAUCCCCAUCCGUUUCCAUCCCACGGUGUUGCGAUCGGUCUCCCGUCUCCCUCCCCUCGUGCACUAUAACCCCCGGCAGCUUCUCAAAACGUUUACGACGAGCACGCCCGCAAACGUACAGCCAUUCCGAUCAUCGCUCUGGCUUUACAUUCCCCUCCUACUCCUCCUCCCCUCGUAUAAUGAGGGCCACCCACCUCCACCAACACCCUCUUCUCUCUUCCAAGACAAAGUUGAGUGCCGAUGAAAAGGGCCCUAUCGUGGCGGUUAACGUGAAGGGUAACUCUGUUACAAAAGCGGAGGACCCCACAGACACUCCCCAAACCUCAAUUCCGCGUGACCACUUGUGGCUGGACGUUCUUAGUAGGGGAGCGGUGGCUACGAACCUGGUGACCCGAGUUCGAAUUCCUGCUCACGACCAACACCAGUGACGAUUGUCUGAAUCGGUCCUGAGCCUCUCCUGGGUCGACUCGGCCUCAAAUUAGUACCUGGUGCGGUGUGUAAACAUCGCCACUGGGAAGACAAAGGUGGCCCCACCCAACCCCUCGUGUGCCGCACUGGCCUUCAUCGGUGCUCGCUAACAGCACUUGCCCCAUAAGUCUGCUUUGCAGACACGGCGCCGGCCACCACUGCUCUUUCUAACGCACUUAUGGACGUGCGGUCUUCGCGAAUCAAAUCCAAGUUUGAUGAAAGCAGAAAAUCCCACAAUGGUCAAAAUGUAUGAGAAUGCCUUUAAUUUUAAAUUGCAACGUUCAAUGGAAGGAAUCGUUUUCACUGUUAUGGAGAUCACGGCUCUCUCCGGCGCGUGGAUUUUGGGUUGUUCCGCGAGUUGUCCGCCACGGUGUCCAGGCACUUCGCUCCGCGUGUUGGCAGCUUCGGUUUAGUUCCUGAAGCUCCCAGCACAUGCGGCGAAACGUUGGACAUCGUACCGAACGACGAGCAGAAAGCACAUCGGAGAGCUAUUGCAGCUUGAGCGGGACGAGGCAGCAGGACAGCGAUCGCAGCUGGUGCAGCCGUCGCAGCUGGUGCUGCAGUGCUGGUCCUCAGGCACUCUGUUCGUAGCAAUCAAAAUCGACGUCUACCCUCCACAUGCGUGCAUCGAUCAUUUUAAGAUGUAUGCAUAUUAUAUCGCUUGAUGUUAAAUUCAGGCUAAUUGAUCUAAAGACAGAAAUGUUUUUCAACAAACAAGAUGUUCAAACAAGACCGAUCAGAAUUCAAUAGAAUAGCAAAAUGCGAAGCAUUUAUGCUUCCCGGAACCGAGGGAACGACAUUGUAAUGAUUAAUCUGCCGAUAGUUCCACCUGGUGGAACUGUGUGCUCUGCCACGCUACAGAGGGUGUCUAACAAACACGCAAUCCGUCUGCACCGGCCAUUUGAGAAUGCAAUGAAACCCAUAUAUUUGGCACUGUCAAAUUGACAUAACCUGAUCAUCGUACCCAAUUGCUUUUAUAAUUGCUGCAUUUUCAAAUGAAUGUCUGCAUGGUUGAUUUGAACUGGCACUGUGCCUAUGAUUACCGCGGGCUUUCGACUGUGAUCUGUAAACGCCGACAUGAUUCCAGUCACAAUAACAACCUUAAGCUGCCGACCCAAUCAUCUCCCCGUUUUGUUUUCGGAGUAAUUUUUUUACGAACUAAAAUGCAAACAGUGUACAGGAAGUAAUCAAUAAGUGCACGCUAAGACACAGUAAUCCGAUGGCACACUUGGAAAAUGUAAUAAUACAGGAUUACCGUGACCAGCCCUCGCUAAUCUUGUUACAGAUUUCCAAAGCGCUCAUGCAGAUUACCAAAGUGCUCAAGGAUGGGGGGGGGGGGGGGUGACCGACAGAGGAAUUGGAAUUAUCUCCACGAAUCCGGUGACCAAAGGGGUAGGGCCGAGAGCCAAAUGGCGGGAGACGGUCAGCGCAGACCUUGGCACCAGCAACGUUGGCCGUGAUGAUGACGUCUUGACCCCAGAGGAGCCCCUUCGUGGGUCACGCGCCGCAGCUCGAUCACGAUCACACGGUGAUGGCGGUGGGAGGGGGCUUCGGAGUCGGAGGGGAUCAUGGACAUGGCGGGCUCGGCAGAGUCGCUCCGUCGCUCGGCUCCCGGAGACCCACGGGGAAACGCGCCAUGUGGAGUAACGCAGGAUUCAUACUCUUAGGUUUUUUCGGUAAAUUCACGUGACUUUACCGAAAAAACCUAAGAGUAUGAAUCCUUGCAGUCACGAAAGCUUCAAAUCUAGAAUUAACGCAGGAUUCUCGCUCGGGAAAUUACCGCAGACUGGACCGGUUAAAUCCUUGAAUUUCCCAUAGGGGAGUUAUCAAAUAUCUGUGCUUGUCAAGUUCGUGUUUUUGGCCAUGUGACAUCGUGCACCAAGUGCAGACCGUUCUGUGCUGAUGCCAUAGCCCAAUUCCCUGCAACGAAUCGGUCUUUCAAAAGUAGUCCCCAAAUCAAUACAAAUAUUUACAGUAGAUCUACCAUGCGAAAGAGUUUAUGAACCUCGAGUGAGCUCUCACGCAGUCCUCUGUAAGUGGGAGUACACUGGGAGUCAUCUAAGAGUCACAUAAGCAUCGACUUGAAGUGAAACCCUUGGCUCUUCUCAACAAAGCCGAGUGUGUGUCUCUCAAGGCGGUGGCCUCAAGCGAAAUUUGAAGAGGUUUGAGACCUGGGGGUGGGGCGGGGGGGGGUCUCCUUGAGCCGAGUUUAUGAAACCUGCAGCCUUGCGUCCACUCGUCUGACGGAGCGGUUCUGUGCUGGAGUGGCGGUCGGAGGAGGAGGUCUGGGUUCUGGUGGCCCUUAGUGACUUGGGGUGGAGCCGAAGGGCCCUUGCGUGGGGCUCGCACAAACCCAAGUUUGCGACUUUAAGGCAUGCAGUCUAUGUUUACACUUGGUAGAUGUCGAUGAUGUAUAUGGGCUAUGGCUUGAUUCGAAUACAAUAUGUACAUAUUUAUUCCUAUAACUUAUUCAAAUUGUACUCUUGCGGUGAUGAGCUAAUUUUAACGUAGCAUCGUUGCGAUCACCGAUUUCGUUCGAAACUCGCAAACGCGUCGCGAGCGACGAGAAAGCGUUGAGACCCCUCUCCUCGGUCCAUAUCUUGAGUGUGUGAGGUGUGUUGGUGUGCUAGGAGAGGCUCUCGAUUUGUUAAGGCCCCCCCAUGAUCCACUGGGUGACACGGUAGCCGGCAACACAACAAGACCGACUUGGCUGCCAACAGAAUGGAGUGAAGCUGUUUUGUUUUCCACUUCGCCUUUAAAAAAAAACUUUUUUAUUGAACCCGCAAUCGCGAACGUCAUAUAACAGAGGGGGGCGAACAAACACACGAUUGCACAGAACACAAAUAUCCAGCAGGCGUCGGGGUCAGGAUCGAACCCACGGGCUCUUGCAUACCAAGCGAAGUAGUUAACAUCGCCUCGCUACCGUGAUGAUGAUGAGAGACGCAGAUUCCAAAUAUCCAGCAGGGGUCAGAGGUCGUGCGCGCAAUGUGAACCUGGGGCCAGCCGCAGCGCGUCGCUCGCCGCAGCCGUCACGUGACGCCAAUCUCCCAAUGGGCACGGGUUUCUCAGUUUCUCCUACUAGUUUCUCUACUAAAUAAUUAAGUAACUCCCCCGUGUGCCGCCUCUUUAUACUAAAUACGGUAAUACCCCGGUUUCCGUUGGGGAUGCGUUCCCGAAAGGUACCGACGGCGAGUAUCGAAGCGAUUGACGGGAUAGUCGGGGUGGUGGUGGGUGGUGGUGGGUGGAGGUGAAGGCUGAGAGGGGCGACAGAUAAGGCGAAAGGACGGACGGAUGAUACUGCCGGCGAAGUGAGUGUGGGCUUGAGGCCACGCAAAUCAGGCAGCAGCAGCGGUGUGAAUAAUAUAAAGUGGCGACGUUUUCAA
Lethenteron reissneri (Far Eastern brook lamprey) is the source of this 7755-nucleotide messenger RNA. RefSeq names its product CACN subunit beta associated regulatory protein (gene CBARP). The record is from RefSeq and is a predicted model, not a curated record. Gene Ontology annotation, cellular component: secretory granule; plasma membrane. Gene Ontology annotation, molecular function: transmembrane transporter binding. Gene Ontology annotation, biological process: negative regulation of voltage-gated calcium channel activity; negative regulation of calcium ion-dependent exocytosis. NCBI's taxonomy places the organism in Eukaryota, Metazoa, Chordata, Hyperoartia, Petromyzontiformes, Petromyzontidae.